Molecule: messenger RNA, 1541 nt
Organism: Benincasa hispida (wax gourd)
Lineage: Eukaryota; Viridiplantae; Streptophyta; Magnoliopsida; Cucurbitales; Cucurbitaceae
Product: MYB-like transcription factor ODO1
Source: RefSeq, a predicted model, not a curated record
UAGUAUAUAUUAAGCUGUUGCGACGUAAAGCCUUAGAACAAACACAAACCACAAACCACAAACCACAGACACGGAAAGCUUUUAUAUAAAGUGGUUUAGCCUUUUAAGUCUUUUGGGUCCUCCUCCUUCAAACUACAAAGCAAAGAGAGCCUAAACGCCUUGCGUUUUGGCUUCGCCCGCCAACUGUUUGUCAAAAAGCCUGAACCAAACUUAGUUUAUCAUUUUGUCUUCAAAAAUGGGCAGACAACCUUGCUGCGACAAACUUGGCGUUAAAAAAGGCCCUUGGACUGCUGAUGAAGACAAGAAACUCAUCAACUUUAUACUCACUAAUGGUCAGUGCUGUUGGCGGGCUGUCCCUAAGCUUGCUGGCCUUCGCCGCUGCGGCAAAAGCUGCCGCCUUCGUUGGACUAAUUAUCUCCGCCCUGACCUUAAGAGGGGCCUUCUCACUGAAACUGAGGAGCAAUUGGUCAUUGAUCUUCAUGCUCGUCUUGGAAACAGAUGGUCGAAGAUUGCAGCUAGAUUACCAGGAAGGACAGACAAUGAGAUAAAAAAUCACUGGAACACGCACAUAAAGAAGAAGCUUAUCAAGAUGGGAAUCGAUCCAGUUACCCAUCAACCUAUCCAAAAGCAGCCAGAGAAUGAGAAAAACCAAUCCCCAAACACCAAGACCGAAAAUUCCACCGGAAACCACCAUUGCAUAGCGGAAAACGACACCAUUUUAGACAACUCAAGCUCCCCGCCGAUGACAGAGAACAGCAGCUCCAUCACCACUGACGAGUCGUCUGGCCUUCUUCUAGAUAACAACUUCUGCAGCAAUAACAACAAUGAAUCCUCCUUCAUAACAAACAACACUUUCUGGAUUGAAGAAGAAGCACUUUGGAACAAUAACCCACCUAUUUCAAAUGAAGCCAAUUUUUUGUGGGAAGAAAAUUGCUCUUGGCUUCUUGACUGUGAAGAUUUUGGUAUCCAUGAUUUCGGGUUUGACUGUUUUAAUGACUUUGAGUUAAAUGCCAUCAACACAACAGAAAUGGAAGGAAAGCACUAGAAAAACAGAAGGGUCAAAAAAAGAAAAAAAAAACAUAGUCAAGAUUAAAUUUCCUUUUUUUAUAUAUAAAAAAUGUUGUAUUUAAUAUGGACAUGUUACAAAGUACCAUGUACAUGAACUUUGGGGGGUAAAAAAAGGUAAUGUCUUUAUUCUUGGGUAAUUUAUUAAGUGUAGAAUGAGGGGUUUUGGAGGUUCAAGCUAAGUUGACACUUGGGGGAGGUUUUUGAAAAUAUAUGAACCAAAUAUUCCAAAACAAAAGUACAGAGUGACAUCAAAACAUGAGUCAUUAACAUGUGAUAUUGUUUUCUUUUGGUUUCUCUCUCAACAAACAUCGUAAGUUUCUGUAAAAUGUCUAGAGAGAGCUACCAUGCAUAUGUUUUAUUUAUGUAUAUUUGUCACUUAGUAGGCUUUCAAAUUAAACUUCCUUGUAAAACCUUUGUAUUUAUUCUGGCAAUAAUAAUAAAAGGAGAGAGACACAGAAGGAUAAGGUUUUUCA